Penicillium hordei is the source of this 2577-nucleotide messenger RNA. Its product is annotated as bZIP transcription factor. Gene Ontology annotation, molecular function: oxidoreductase activity. The coding region runs from base 1 to 2577 and encodes 858 amino acids. The record is from RefSeq and is a predicted model, not a curated record. The transcript has 6 exons. NCBI's taxonomy places the organism in Eukaryota, Fungi, Ascomycota, Eurotiomycetes, Eurotiales, Aspergillaceae.
AUGUCAGACUCGACAACCAAGCCUCAAAAGCGUCCACCAAGGAGCGCGGGUAGGCGCAGGCUCGAUGCACCCGGAGAAGCUAUACUAUCUGAGGAUCGGCGAAGUCAAAUCCGCCGUGCUCAGAAAACCUAUAGAUUGAAGAAAGAAGCAACUCUUCAACAAUACCAGAAACAAGUUGCCUUCCUCGAAAAUAGGAUGAAGGAAAUCAGAAAUUCGCUUGCAGACUACAGGGUCACUCUCCAGUCUAGCCUAGAAGACACUCAUUGCGAACUUCUCAGGGAUUUUGACAGUAUCCUGAGUCUUCUUACUUGUUCAUCCGAGGACGUUGUUCAGAGUGUCAACGACAUUUCAUCAAGAGAAACUUCCAAAAAGUCCAUUCCACAGCCAUCCCGGAACAUCCAGUAUGAUGAACAUUUCACCAAUGAUGCUAUUUCUGGUCAGUACUCUAUUGCCGAACGAAGCUCCACAUGCAUUGAAACGCCCCCGGAAACCGAGGUCAGCCCGCAUCAAGAGAUCAGAGAGAUGGUUCUUUGUCCAUCCCCACUUGUCAUACAGGAACAGAGGAGAUUAGAUUAUGAUCAACCCACUGUGCAAUCUAUCGACCGAUUUGGUGGAGCCAAUGUUCCCGAUUCAUAUUCAUUCCUGGAAAGUUCGUUCACUCGAAGACUCAAACGAUCUGGUCUAGAACAUGCCUUUCGAAUAUUUAGUGAUCCACGCUCUGAUCCGCUUGAAGUCUUCCGAGUAUUUAGACUCGUCCCCUGUUUUAAGGAUAGGGCAAAGAUGUACCCUUACUUUAGGGACCUGGUUACUUCUGAACGAGGCGGUUCAUUGGAGAUUUCUACACUACCAUUUUAUUGUAUUGGGGGAGCUGGAACACAUUAUGCGACGAAAGAUGAAAAAGGGAAUUUUAUCUACCCACCGAAGAUGAGGCUCCCUCGAAGAAUACUCGGUACUCUGCCCAUGCCCGCAAUUCCAGGUGACCCGAAUUCUGCCCAACAGGCUCAGAGUAAUCUUGAGCUUUGUGGGUUUGGUGGGCAGUGGUUUGAUUGUCGCGACGUGGAAGGAUAUCUUAGAGAGAAAGGUGUGGACUUGGACGGACCUGGUUUGUUUCCCACAGUGCAUAAUUUAGCACCGAGUCCUGGUCAAUCUGAGCUUGAACCUGGUUUAUUGGAAACCCAAUAUAUAUCAUCUUCCGAAACCCAGACUACUGACGGCAAGUCGGCAACUGCGAGACCUCAAUUUUGUGCUGAAUGCUUACCAUGUUGUGACACAGAACGAACUCUUCAAAUUUCCGUUGACGGAAUGUUGGACGCCACUGGCUUACUCUGUACAUUAUGGAGCAAAUAUCGGUUGACGAUUGCCAUUACCUUCAUCAGCUAUAUAACAUUGGUUGGACUUCUUCGAUACCGCCGCAUGGCGAAGAUUGAGGCCCCAUUCGCUCCUGGCAAGAAAGACUUGUCAGAAAUGACGGUCAAAGAAGCGCAUGAUAUAUUGAACCAGUUGCAAGAGCUCGAAUUUCCACAUGCGUUUUCUAAAGCUCGCAAAAUUGCUCUAUUGAAGGCUGGAGGUAUCCCGACUAUGUCCAAGCUCUUCGCUGUUACAGGCCAAAACAACAAGCGAAAUUCCGGGAAGCGCGCUGUUGAUACGGAAAUCCUCUUGCGAGAAGUGCAGUCCAAACCUCGGGAUUCUGAUCGUUAUACAACAGCCGUGGCUAGAAUGAAUUAUCUCCAUGCUCGUUACCGUCGUGCUAACAAAAUAACGGAUAAUGAUCUCCUCCAUACUCUGGGUGAUGGUCUUGCCGAGAUCGUGACUGUCGUUGAAAGAGAAGAAUGGCGCAAGCUUACCGACGUUGAAAAAUGUGCUCUCGGUAUCUUUCACAAGAACCUGGGAGAAGACAUGGGAAUCCCUUUCGAUGCGCUUCCUUCAAAAAGUGACGGAUGGAAAAAUGGUGUGCACUUUGCGAUUGAAUUGAUGGAGUGGACAGUCCGGUAUGAGGAAGAAGUGGCAAAGCCCACGGCAACGAACGAUCAAUACGUUCGAGUCUACGUUGAUUCAGCAUUGUCGUCACUCCCUGGGUUCAUAAGAACGACUGUGCGAAAGAUGCUGGGUAAUGACUUGGACGAUGUCAUGAGAACGAGCCUUUGUCUUGAAUCCCCUGGCCCAGUCCUCUGGUUCCUACUAGCAUUUAUCCGAGAAGCAAGAAAAGUAUUUCUCCGAUAUCUUGCACUUCCACGGUCUUCAUCCAGUGCUAUUAAACUUGUGCAAGACACACCAAACCAAGUAACGCGUCUAUAUAAUUUCGAAAGAAAAACCCUGCAGCCAUGGUACGUCCAACCAACUUUCUGGUCAAAAUGGGGACUCGGCGCAUUCCUGGUUAGAGCACUGGGAGGGAAGGUGCCCGGGUCGCGAGGAGACCGAUAUCAACCAGGAGGAUACGACUUGAUGACGAUCGGGCCGGAGCCACAGAAGGAACAUGGGGCGGAGGAGAUGAGAUCCGACAUUGAGGUAAUCAAAGCGAGAGGUGUGGCUACAUGUCCGUUCUCACAGGCUAAAGCAAAGUCGGGUCACUUCGAGUGA